Molecule: messenger RNA, 1032 nt
Organism: Aspergillus heteromorphus CBS 117.55
Lineage: Eukaryota; Fungi; Ascomycota; Eurotiomycetes; Eurotiales; Aspergillaceae
Exons: 2
Coding region: 86-763 (225 amino acids)
Molecular function (GO): nucleic acid binding
Source: RefSeq, a predicted model, not a curated record
GUCGGACGCAUGACGAAGCCAUCUACGAUUUCAUCCGCCUGUAUCAUGCGACAAUGGGGCAAUAUACGUCCCCCCUCCCAAAAACAUGUGGUCGGUUGUUGCUGAAAGGGGUUUUCUGAUGGGCCUUCCUCAGAGGCGCCAGUCUCUCCUGCUCCAUCUCUCGCUGCUGCAUGAAAAAUCGGCUGGCAAAACAAUCCAUGGGCAAGACUGGGCAUCUGUGAUGGAGUGUGCCAAUGCCCAAGCAUAUGUCAUGCCCCCCCACUUAUCGUUCUCAAGGGGAGACAGGUCCGUCCAUCAGGAGCUGGCUCCGCACUUGGAUGAGGAUGAUGAGAUGGUCCGCAUCGACCCAUACGGGCACACCAAUGAAAUGCAUCUGAUGCAAUGGCUGACCGAAAUUUUCAUACCGCAUGCAAAAGGUGGUGAUGAUUUAAUGCCUCCUACGAUGCGAACGCAGCUACUAUUGAUAGAGGGCUGGCAUAUUAUGGUCCCAUUCGACUUCUUUGUCACUUGCCCUGAACAGAACAUCAUACCCCUCUGCCCUCCCGGAAUAGCAUCACAAAAUGUCCAGCCGCUCGAUGUCGGUCUAUUCCCCUCGGUGCUUCGAGAAUACACUUCUAGGAUGUAUUCAACCCAACCCAGCUUCCCCCUCACAACGCUCACGAGGGAGGAAUUCAUCGAACAUUACGAAGCCUCGCGCCUUGAUAUGGGCGGACCCAGUCUCCUGGUAGGGUGGAUGGCAACCGGGCUUCGACCGUUUUCAUAGAACAAGACCGCCAGUAUAAAGUCGCCUACUGAAACGUUCCCGAAAUCAGCUGUUGUUUCGAUCUUGUGCGGAAUGGAUCCCCGGACACUUCAGCAGACGCUGCAGAUGCCCUCGUGGAGUAUCAUGAGGGCAAUCUCCAGACCACUGCCCGACUGCGCCGCGCCAUGCAGGGACUUGAAGUGAUGAGGGUAAAAAGCGCUCGCACGGGGUCGGAGUAGAUGUACCUUGCAUGAGAAGGGCUUGGAGUUUUGGAGUGGCGAAAAUGCGGG